AUGGAAAAUUCAGCGUUUUUGGAGAAAGAAAAAUUGCUCCAUUCUGAUGAGCCGACGUCAUCAAAUGAUCCCUCGGCCAUUAUUGGCGGAGAUCUUCGGAGAGUCUCUUCGUCAAGAUUUCAGGUGAGGAUUCGGGCAGUUUUAACAAUUCGUUCCUCUUUUUUUUGUUUGUAUGAUUAUUUCUUUCACUUUCAUUAUAUGCACUACAAUUUCAAAACUUUUUUUCAAAUAGCCCUUGAUAGCGUUCGAAAAAAUCCAUUUCCACUAAGAAUCUGCUCUCAAAUUUCACCUACGUAACAAAUAUAUAAACAAAAACUGAGAAGUUUCAAGCAAACAAAACAAAUUUCGUUAUUAUUGAAGUUUUUGGCCUUUUCUUGCUUUUUUUCAACAAACAUUCGUAUUUUUUUGAAUUUACAGCUUCUCAGAAUUUUCAGCGAAAUAUAAUACAACUCUCUAGAGAUGUUUUUUUUUUGAAGGGAAGGCUUAUUGUUUUGCCGGCGUCUUUUUCGCUGCCAACUUUCGAGUCUACCCUAGCAGAAAACUUCAAAUAUCCGUUUUAUUCCCGUAUUUUCAUGGGAAAUUAUUCCAACCGUUCAAAAGAGAAGAAUUUUUUGUUUUUGUUGCUAUUUUUGGUUUUUGUCGUUUUACGUUUUAUUUUGUUUCGACGCGUUCCAUCGUUUUGCUUUUGCCAAAAGUUUGGACAAGGACAUUUUUUGUUAGCUCCUUUUAAAACCGUUUUUCGAAAGUUUUACGUUUAAAAACCCGAUCAGGACUACUUUUUUUAAAUCUUAACACUUUUCAAAUAAAAAAAGUUUCAAAUUUAUAUUAUAAUUUUGAACCUUUUUUUUCUACUUUAAUCUUAGCUUUCUGUACUUCAUUUUUCUACUUUGUGGCCUUUUUAAUAUCUCAAUAGUCAAAAAAAUGAAGGUUUCUGGAAAAUUCAAAAAAAUAACUUUCGGAGAUAAUAUCGACCGUCGCCUAAAAUGGACUGUUCAUGUACAUUCAGUUUGCUUUUUCUGAUCUUACUAUUUGUUCAGUUUCCACACUAAUAGCAUUUUUUUCAAACUCGUUUCGGUUCGCCAAACUUUUAUCGAGUUUUACCUGCUUAUUCUGCUGUUUGAAUUCUUCUAUCCGCAGCUUCCCACAAUAUAUAUUUUUCUGAUACAUUUUUAAUGACUGCUUUUUGUAGAACCGUUUUUUUCAUUGCGACUAUAGAAGUCCGAGCUCCAGAUGAUUGAGUAUAUCUAAAAUUUCUCUCUCGACUUGAAUUUAAUUCCUACACGGGCAGACCAUUUUUAAGGCUAAAUCAAAGUCUUUACUACAUUCUAACUUUACUUUGUCUUUAUUACUUCCCUGAAGUUAAAAUUAAUUUUUUUAAACUUCAUUCAAAAAAUAAAUAUGUAAGUCAGCCCCUCCUUCCGGAAUAAUAGAGUUAUUCAGUUGCCGAUGUCAUACGUGGGCCAACACACCUGGCGCACCCUCACAAUCCAUUUUAAAAUACAAUUUUCAAAAUUUUUUUCAAUUUCGAUCAUUUACAGACCGUUUGAAAAAAAUUAGAAAAAUUUUUUCCUAUCAAGGAAAAAAAUUGUUCUUAUUUUUUUGCUUUACACCUAAAUUUCCUGAAAUUUUAAAUGAAAAAAGGCGCUUUUUCCGAUUUCAAGGCUUCAAUCGUAGCUAAAGAAAUAAAAGCGGUCAAGGUUUGGUCCAUGUAUUUCAUGUUCCUUGAUAACUUCUUCAAAGACUUGAAUCUUCAGGUCUCGCGAUUCCCAGAAGAAGAAUCGAAUCCGACGCCUUCUGUCCAUUCAGAAGAGCCGCUGUCGAGGUGUAAGAGCAGCAGCGAGCCGCCGGUGUUCCUGUCCCAUUCGGGCAGCGCUCCUGUUGUUCAGAGAAAAAUGAGCGCCACCGGCAGAUUUAUGGCAAGUUUUCAAGUCUAGUUUUGAAGAAAACGCGUAAACCUAACUGAUUUCGAUGAGAAAGCGGCAAAAAAAAAAUUUAAAUCUUUGAAAAGUCUUGAAUUUUUCAAGUUAUCAGGUUUAUAAUGAGUUUAGGUUUGAAUAUCAAAACGAUAAGGGGAGAUUCUUUUGUUUUUUUGUUUUUCGUUUUUUUUUAACAAAAGAAGGAUUUUAAUUAUUAGACCGACCAAUGAAUAGUUGAAGUCAGACAUCAUUCAAUAUUGAGAAAUAUGUGCUCCUCACUCAAAAAAAAGGUUCGUUAUUAAGGAAAAAAAAAGAAUAUGGUAAUUUUAAGAAAUUUUAAAGAAAAAAAAACAUAAUUUUGAGAAAGAAAUUUCUUAGAAAACGCUAUGCUAUCCUCCUUUGACAGAGUUUUUCCUCUCGAGCUUUUUCAUCUUUAUUGAAAAAAAUAUUCCGCCAAUUCCUGCUUAGAAAUCGAAUAUAUACGUUUAGCAAGUACAUUGUGAGAAAUUUAAUAGAAAAUCUCGUGACACGGCGCUAGAAUUCCUUCUUUCCCCCAAAAAAAAGCUUGCAGGUGGUCUCAGAAACGGCGAGCACGGCUUUGACGCAGAACAACUCGCAGACGGGUCUGGACGGCGAGCCGCGAUUGGAAACGGCGCGAAGCGUCGACGUGACAUCUUCAGAAGCCGUCGUGCCGACGACGGGCGUCGAACCUCCUCUCGCAGAGGCUCCAGAAGACCUCGAAGACAGCGUCACGGCUCCUUUGAACAGAUCUCGCGGGGUUCGUAUCGUCUGUGCUUUACAGAGACUUUGAAAAAAAAAACUUGUUUAGAGAUCGGGAAUUAAUUUUUCAGUCAUUGUAUGGUAAUGUUUAUGGUAGAUUUCAAAAAAAAAAUUUAUUUUUGGCGAAUAAUCAUUCAUUUUGUAUUAAUGGGUAUGGUUGUUAGUAGAUUUUGAAAUUACCCUGCGAAAAGUGAACUUUUAAAAAGAUAAGCGGCGUAAAAAACUAUUAUAGUUUGGUAAAUUUCGAAGAGUUCUUUUUUUUUUGGAAUUUAAGAAUUCAGACUAGAUAUGUUUCAGUUUUCCCUGAAGACGAAUGAAAGUUUCUUGUCAGAAAUCAACUUUCAUAAAAGAGCAAAUAUAAGUUUUCUUUUUGACAAAGCUGAAGGGGCAUCAUGGAGAAAUAGUUAAGGUAAAUAUUUCCAGCCCUUUUGUUUUUCUUCAUCUUCGAGAGCUACAAACUUCUGUGCACCUCCAAAAUGAUAGCUCGUUAGCCUUUCUGGGAAAUUCUCAGUAUUUUUUGUGCUUUCAGUCCGUCUCCUAGUUAAUUUCCGGCUGUUCUCCUUUAAUCGAAUCAAAAAGAGAGUAGAAAGAGUUCGAAUUGAGUUACUUUUCCUUUCAAGAGUUCAAACUUCAGAGUUUUUUUUUACUUGAGUUUCACCUGCUCCGGCUGCAGAAAAAGCGUUUUCUAAUCACAUGAUUCUCUUUUUUUCCUAAUAAGAAAGCAGUUUUCUAAUUUGUAGUAAUUGUCACGAGCAAUUAUGAUUUUGUGAGAGGCAGUAACUUUUUAAGUCUUAUUUCGUAAUUGUUCUCCAGAAUUUUGCAUUUCCUCACUGCAUAAAAGAUUAGCGUAACUUUCAUGAAAAGUAGGAAAAAAAAAUUUUAUUAAGGGAUAAUCAAGAUUUGGUUAUAAGUUGCGACUUUAGCAUGCUUUCCAGUUUUUGCUGUCAAUUCAUUUCCUCUAUUUUUUGGUUUCUUUUUUUGGCUUGAAAAGCGCAAAUGUUUCGCAUCUGCUCUGUAAAAACCAGCCGGAGAGUUUUUUUUUAAAUAGAAACGAGUCCUUAUUUAUUUUUAUGAAAUUGCUCUUUGAUGUCGUUUCAAUUUCUUCAUACGGAAAAACUUUGAUUUCGUUUUAUGAGUUUUUCUUUGAAUUUUUAGAUAAGUGCAAGGGUAUGAAGAUUUUUUGAAGCCCUGCAAUGAGCUUAGGAAGUUUUGAAAAUCAUUAAAAAGCUUUUCUAUGCGAUUCCUUCAUCAUAUCUUGCAUUUUUUCUCUUUCACCUACCUGAGCAACUUUUUUUUUCCAGUUUGUUCAUUUCAGGUCCAUUUCUCUGUUGGAGACCGCGAAGCCUUUGACGCAUCGAUGAAUGGGCAAACCGCCAAACGGGAGUACUCUCAAGAAAAUAAUGCCACCCUCAACAUGAAAAGUUGGAGGUCUGAUUUAUUCCAUACUGAAUUCGCGCGAACUUUUCACUUUAAAAAAAAGUAGAAAAAACUAAAGUAUACAGAGCUUUUUUUGUGCUUCGCUUCAAGACCUGCACGUUUUUAAACCUUUGCUUUAAGGUCUUUAAGUUCCCACGCCUUAGUUUAUAUCAAUUCAAACUAUUCAUAUUCGAAAAAUCCAGAAAUAUGCGGACGAUCGAGCACCCGCCCAUCAUCGACUUCUACCGUAACUCGGUCGACACAGACGCAAUCGUCGUGAGACCUUCGAUGGCCCAACUCAUUCACGGCGACUCGGCCAUGAUUCCCGAAGAGGAGAUCAACUUUGAUGAUCUCGAUGUUCGUUUGGAGUUUUAACAAAGUUAAAAAGAAAUAAUUUUUCUCUUUUCAUUCUGGAGUUCAAGUAAAUUUACCGACCGAAUUUUUUUUCUAGCGUCCUUGUGCUUCUCGAGAGGAGAAAUUCAAAAGGUUUAAUUUAUAAAAAAAGAAGAAAAAUUUUUUUGAUAUUUAGAGCCUUUCCACUAAAAAAAAAAUUCGAAAAUUUCUUUUGAUAAGUUUUUAGUAACAAAUGGAUAAUGAGUCUAUUUAUGCAGCCCUAGCACUUCACCUCAAAAGUUUAUAUCGAAACAAACUUUAAAAAACACUCUAAAUAGUUCCGGUACAAAAUAAUUUCAGAUCAAAACGUAAUUAACGUUUCAAUGGAACUUUUUAGCCGAGUUCUUGUUUUUGAUUAUAUUCAUGUGUUUGUCUAGUGGAAUGAUAUCAUGAGGCCGACAAUUUAGUUUGAAAACAGAAACACCUGCUUACUUACUCACGUAAUUUUUUUUGGGAGAAGGACAUAAAAUGAUAUUACUUAAGUUUGGAGGAGAAAAAUAGGCUUGGAAGUUUAAGCUCAAAAAAAGAAAAAUAAUUUUCAAAAAUAUUCGGCUUCAAGGAAUUGAAAAGUUGUGUAAAGAUCAGCUUCAAGGAUCCCUGAGAAAAUCGAAUUCAUAUUUUUAUCGAAAUCAUGCGAAGUUGACAGUUAAUUUUUGGUUUCGUUUUUGAGAUUUAUUUUUAAAAGACGCUCUUAAUUAGUUUGAAAAAAAAAUUUGAUUUAAUUUUUUUUAAUAUUCGAAGUGAGUGACUUUCUAUAUCACUCGGAUCACCGGAGAUUACAUUUUUGAACUGAAAUUUGCUGUAUUUUCGAAGUUUAUUUUUCUACUUCUCAAAAACUCUACUUUUUAGCCAUACGGUUUAUCACACUGAAUAUAUUUUUUCUGCUUUUUUUACUUGCAAUUAUAUUAAACCGCUUCGAUCCCUCCUCUAAAGUCACUGGAACCUUUUCCAGUUCCACAAUCACGAGCUGGCCAACGUGCAGAUAAUCAAAGGAGUCAUUGGCGACGGCGCAAGUGAAGAUGAACGGAAAACGCCGCGAGUUGAGAAGUUUGCGCCCCCACAGCCGCAGGUAGUCAUGAUAAUAUUAUUGAUAAUUUGUUGAAUAAUUUCUUCAGCAGGCACGGGUUAAGUUUGGAUGGGUACAGGGCGUUUUCGUCCGGUGUAUCUUGAACAUUUUUUUGGCGUGAUGCUCUAUCUUCGGCUCAGUUGGGUCGCUGGACAGGCUGGAAUCGGUUUUUUUUUUUGGACUUGUUCAAUUAGAGAAAAAAUUCUUUUUUUAAUGAAUAAAUUGAAAUUUAAAUCAUUAAGUUUUUGCCCACGAAACUUUAAAAAAAAGUCUGUAGGAUAGUAUAUUUUCUGUUAUUUUUCUCUUCUGAAGAUAUCACAGCACAAUUUCCAGGAGCGUAGGGAGCAUGGAGUUAAAAAAUAAGCUUCAAAUUUGGAGGGAAUUUGUUAAAAAGCACUAUAUAUAAAUUUGGCCACCUAUCGAAAAACUAGAAAUCAUACCUUUUCCAGGACUCGGGUGCAUGAUUGUCUUGUUGGCCUCGGUGGUCACCACCGUCACGGCCUUGUCGACUUGCGCCAUUUGCACGAAUGGUGACGUCAAAGGGGGCGGGGCCUACUUCUUGGUAAUCAUUCUCAUCGUUCCAAAUUGAUCAGUUAACUACAGAUCUCCCGAUCUCUGGGACCUGAAUUCGGCGGCUCAAUAGGCAUCAUUUUCUCGGUGGCGAAUGCUGUCGGAGCGGCGAUGUACGUCGUCGGAUUCGCAGAAACUGUCCGAGAUGUCCUUCUGGAGUACGGCUUCACGAUCAUCGACGGCGCCGAGUGGGACGUCCGAAUCAUUGGCUUUGGUCCGUUUUUUUUUUUCAAACGGUUUUAGAUUUUCUGAAAAGAAGAAGUCGUCAAAAUCUUGACUCAACGGAAAUUCAAACUCUCGGAAUCUUGUCAAUGAUUUCUAGCGCUUUAAUGAACAUUGCAGUUUAUGAAACAGUUUGAAUUUUUUUAAUUUAAAAUUAGUUUCUCAAUAAUUUUCCAUAAAAAGAUUUUUUUAAAAAAAUUCAAAAAAAUCAGGUUUUUUUACGUUUUUCCGUGUUCCAUGAAGCCGUUUUUGGGUUUUUUUGUAAAAAAAUAAAUCCCUUUAUAUAAAUACUUUUUUUCGGCUUUUUUUUCUCUUCCCAAUGAAUAUGACUUUGCUAUUGAAAACUUUUUUACGAUCAAAAAUUUCUGAUUCAAGUGUUGUUCUGCAAAUCUCUUCCGUGCAACCCUGAACCGUAAGCUUAGACUUGAUCAAAGCUGUUUUCACUUCAUUUUUUGAACGACCCUCUUUAAUUUUCAGCAACGGCCCUGGUGUUGAUGGCGGUGGUGUUCAUCGGGACGGAGUUCGAGUCAAAGAUGCAGAUGGGACUUCUCUGCAUUCUGCUGCUUUCCAUCGCCAACUACGUCGUCGGCUCUUUCCUGCCGCCCAACGAGAUGAUGAUGCGACGAGGCGUCACCGGAUACAGCUGUUGGUUCUCCCGUCUUCGCCCAUCUCCAGUUUCCAUGACGUCCUCUUUUUCAGGGAGUACCGCCACUGAGAACUUCUUCCCGGCUUUCCGCGACGGCGAGGACUUCUUCUCCGUCUUCGCCGUCUACUUCCCGGCGGCGACCGGAAUCAUGGCUGGCGCGAACAUCAGUGGCGAUUUGGCUGAUCCACAGGUAUCCGGUUCUUGUAGUCCAAUCGAAGUAUCUUUGAUUGCUUAUAGUGAUCAUGAAAUUUGGAAAAGGUAGGAAUAUAUCUGCUGUGUAGUUAGUUUAGAAAGGUCUUCUGAGAAGUUCAAAGUAUACUGUGAAAUACUUUGUCGUUACGUGAACUGUGCUCUUUAUUCUCUAAAUUCAGAAAUAAGUUGAAAAAAAUAGGGAUAAAAAUUAAUUCAGCGGGCAAUACCUAUCGGAACCCUUCUUGCUAUAGUGGUGACGACUAUCGUUUACCUGGUAACCGUUUUGAUGACUGGCAGCACCUGUGUUCGGUAUUAUUCUUGUCCUGAAACCGAGAAAAGAUCGAAAAUGUUCAGCGACGCCGACGGAGUCAGUUAUCCUAUCUUCAACCUGACUUCCUAUGUGCCGCCGGAUUGCGUGGACUCCGAAGAAGGAUGCAAGUACGGUCUCAUGAACUACUUCCAGGUCUUUUUGUUGUUUUCCUCAUGAAAAGCCGGAUUGUACAGGUAAUGGAAAUGGAAUCACUCUGGGGACCACUUAUCACGGCUGGCAUUUUUGCGGCGACUUUAAGCUCCGCCCUCGCCAGUCUUGUCAGCGCGCCGAAAGUUUUUCAGGUGGGAGAGAAGUUCUGAAAGAGAAAAAGAAAGAAAAAACAAGGAAAAAUAUUCUUUCCAUUUUUUAUCUAUUUUUGCCAUUUUUCAGGCCGUAUGCAAGGACCGACUCUUCCCGGGAACGUCUUACUUCGCCAAGGUCUAUGGAAAGAACGAAGAGCCCAGGAGAGCCUACCUCCUGGGGUUUGUCAUCGCCUUUUCGAUGAUUGCCAUUGGUUGGGCAAGAAAUAAUGAUCGGAAUGAUGUUCUUGGACAGGGGACCUGAACGCGAUCGCCCCGAUCAUCUCCAACUUCUUCCUAGCCUCUUACACUCUCAUCAACUACGCUUGCUUCGACCAGUCGUUCGCCGACUCGCCUGGUUCUUUUUCAAUUGUUUUUCUCGCCGAUGAAAGGCAUUGCAGUGUCGUUCAAAAGUCUCACAGCUUAAAAAGAAUAGGUGAAACUGGAAACCUUAAAAUAUCAUUUUUUUUUUUUUCAUGCAACAGAUAAUUUUCUGCUUGAUUUGAUUUUUGAAAUGAGGCUGUUAAUAAAAUUUCAAAUUUUGAGAAUGAACUUUAACAAAACUUUUUGAAAUAUGGAGAAACCAAAUUUAACUUAAUCUCUUUUUUUUCUCAUUUAUACAACAAGAAAAAUUAUUUGAUACUUAUUGACUUUUUGAAAAUUCUUCUUAUCUCUUUAAAUACUACCAAUAUUAGGAACGAUCUAUUUUUCCAGUUUUGAACUUGCUUGUUACGAUUCCGAGGAAAAAUUUGAUAAAUUUCGUUGCUACUUAUAAUCCAGCUGAAUCCAUUCAUGUUGACAUCGCCUUUUUUUCAGUUUUGACUUGAAACAGCCCAUUUUUUCGGCUUCAAGAACUUGUAGGGAUUUUCGAACCUCAGGUUUCCGCCCCGGAUUCAAAUACUACAACAUGUGGGUCUCGCUGGCUGGGUCCAUCCUCUGUAUCGUCGUCAUGUUCGUCAUGAGCUGGUCCACGGCUCUGAUCACGUUUUUCUGCUUCGGAGCUCUUUUCAUGUACAUCUUCCAUAGGAAACCUGGUUUGAAUUCUCCUGAUAGAAUUGCCAAGAAAGACCUGAGUUUCAGACGUCAAUUGGGGCUCUUCCACACAGGCACAUAGUUAUAAGAACGCCCUAUCUGGAAUGAUCAAGCUGUCCAACACCGAAGAGCACGUCAAGAAUUAUAGGUUUAAUUGAGACGUUUUGAUGAAGGAAGAUAAGAUCCUUUCAGGCCACAAUUUCUGGUUCUGACUGGAAAUCCGACCGCCCGAUCUGCCUUGGUCGACUUUGCUUAUAAUAUUUGUAAAGGAACCUCGAUGAUGGUCUGCGGAUAUGUAGUUCCGGUGUGUUUUUGUGUCAACAAUCUUUUUUAAUUAGAAUAAGGAAUUUAAGAAUUUUUGGUACAUCGAUGAGUAUUCUGGCCAAUUUUCAGGAAACUCCUAACCAAAAAAGGAAAAGGACCUACCUUUUCAGCGCUUUUUUUUUGUCAAAACUUUCAAAUUUCAAUAUUAAUUCAUUCUAUGAUUCUUUCAUAUUAUUUGGCAUCGUGUGAGUUUUCAGUACGAGCCGUCGGAUCGGAUAUUCUCGCUUUGCCGUCGAUUCGAACGUCAGUGCAACGAGUGGCUUCGGAAACGCCGAGUCAAGGCUUUUUAUACUUCGGUGGCUUGUCCCAGUUUACGAGCCGGCACUAGAGGUUUAUUGCAGGUGGACCUAAACCUGAAAAACGAUUAUUCCAUGAUUUUUCUUCCAGUUGAGCGGACUUGGAAAGCUGAGGCCGAACAUUGUUUUGAUGGGGUUCAAGUCGAAUUGGUGUCGGACCGACGGAGAAGGGAAUUCGCCCAGCGAGACGCAGUUGGCUGAGAUCAACGAUUACUUCGGGACCAUACAGUUGCGACCUCGAGCAUUUCGUAAUCCUUAGGAACGCCAGAGUAGUCCCUGUAGGGAAACCCUUACAGACCCUUGAAGGUUCUACUCUAGGGACCUUUUUAGCUCCCCUUAUAAGGGCUUCUAUAGGGCAACUUCAUAGGGAGCACUAUUCCGUCUCCAUAACGAGCUUUUUUUCCCUAACUGCUAUAGGGAACACUCAAACUACACUAGUUAUGGAAAAAAAAACCCUUACUUGAGCCUUUGAAGCUUCAUAACUCAAAAAUGAUCUAUUGGGAGAUAUUUUUCCUUGUCGGAUCAGAAGAGACUUUAGGUUCUUCUCAGCCAAGCUACAUUAAAGGUUCAACCUGAAUAUGAAAUAAAUUUUCCUAUAAAGCACCAUAAUUGAAGCGAUUACGGUCAAAUAGCAGUUCCCAUAAAUUUCUAAAUUUUCCAGAGACGCUUUCGACUGCAACAUGGGCGUUUGCGUUCUGCGAAAUUCGAGGAGCGGCUUGGACUUUAGCGAAUUGAUGCAACAACUCAAUGUCGACACCAAUAAUCUGUUCCCGUCGGUCAAUAGAUCAGGAGGAGCGAGUUCUGGGUUGGAGAUAAGAAGUAGAUUCAGUUCUGACUCUAAAAUCAACAGAAGUAGCACGUUCCGGUCGGUGAAGACCAACGAGGAGGACGGGAACAACAACGAGGAGCUGGAGAAGCUCAAGGAGGCCAAGGAGGGCGAAGAGAAAGAUCAUCAGGACGUCGAGGAAGACAUGUGUUCGUGGCUCUUUUUAGUUUAAAAAAAAUGAGGCGGAAAAAUGGAGUUAACAAAGGCUUUGAAAUAGGAUAAUGGAGCUGGAAAGGAAGAACAUACAUUUAUUUAAAAAAAUUACAACGUUUUUUUGAAAAAUAAGGCCUCGAAAUCGUUAGGUAAACAUUUUUUUGGCGCUUUAGAAAAAAAGCUGACUUUGUUUUUUUGAGAAAAAAAUAGAAUUAUGUGAAAAGUCAGAGGAUUUCAGAAAAGAAAAAGCCCAAAAAACGUGAAUUCUUCAUAAAAAAUUUUACGCGUGAGCUUUUUAGAUGUGCGAAUUAGGAAAUAAGUUAUUAUCUGUAAAUUUUUGUUUUUCCGAAGACGUGAGCUUGGUUAUGAAGAAAGUUACAGCAACUUUCAAAAUUGUGUAGAAGCUUUCUAUUGGGAAAAGUUUCACGGUUCUCUGAUUCUCAGCUUUUUGGUCCAAAAGUUUAACAAAGCUUUUGGGAAUCGAAAAGAAAUUUGUCAUGCAGUUAACUUAGAGCCGUUCAAGAUUUCAAAAUCAAUAAAAAAAAAUUCGAAAAAUGAUGAUUUCAAGUUCAAAGUCGUUCAAUUAUUUUUGAAACUUUUCCUCCAAAUUUCCUUGUUUUCAGCCAACAAAUCGCUGCUCGAAGCUUUCAUGGGUCUCUAUGACGACGACGAUGACGUCACGAAUGAGGAAGAUGAACAGAAGGAAGAGGUUUUUUGAAUUUAUGCCAAAAAAGAAAUAUUUUUCGAACAUUUUCAGUCUCCCGCCGAAAAAGACGUCGAGAAGAAAGCUGCCGACAACCGCAAAAAUCACACUUUUUCACUACGUCGUAGAAAGUUAGUUUCUUCUGAUGAAUCCGUGAUUUUCCAUGGAAUUUUUGAACUAUUAAUGUUCCCAUGUCAGAAUAUUCAAGCGAUAUCGCGCCUCCGAAGAGUCUGAGUCAGUUUUUGUGUGAUUAUCUCGAUGUUGUGAUGGUGUAAUUUUCCAAUUUCUUUUCAAUCUUUUCUCUAAAUUUUAUUCCAAACUAUUCGUGAUUGUUGAGCUUCUCCUGCUUUUCCAAUAAGUCCAGUGGCUUUUCGAAGUUUUUUCAAGCUCUCAAAAUUUGUAUAUGAUUUGAGAUUUUAGUUCCCGACGUGCGACAGUUGAACAGAAAGCCCUGAUCGCAUCAAUGUCUCGAUUUCAGAGAAAAGUUAAAAAGGUUGAAAUAAAAUAAAAACCAUUCUUAUAUGAAUUGCAAUUUUAGGGAGUUAUCGACGUGUGGUGGCUUUAUGAUGAUGGCGGCUUGACUUUUGUUGAUCCCGCAUUUGUUGACAAUUCCGAAAAAGUUAUUUGGAGGUAAAAUAUAUAUUUUAUUAUGAAAAUUUUCUAAUUUUUUUAUAGUUUAAAGACCUCUCUCGAAUUUCCUAAUAAUUUUAUAAGGUUUCAUUCUAAAAAACAGCUGAUUAAAACAUUUCGAAAGUUCACGACUAUUUUUUUCGGUCAUAAUUUUUUGCUUCAACUGCUUUAUUUUUGGUUUUUUUUUUCGUGAAAUAACCCUGUAUGAAAGGUAUGGAAGGUCCAAAACAUAAAAUAUUCACAAAUGAUGAUUUCUCAAAAGAGAUAAUUUCUGUAGGGAGCCCGUUUGCGAGUGUUCACCAUCUCGAUCAGCUCGAGGACGAUGGAGCAGGAGCAGCGUGGAAUGGCGGCUCUGCUCUCCAAGUUCCGCAUCGACUUCAGCGAUGUCGCCGUCAUCGCGGACCUCGGUCGCAAGCCCAAACCAGAGACGUAGUUUCAACCCGAAAUGACAGAAAGUGAAAGAUUUUUCCAGCGUCUCCGAGUGGGAAACAGCCAUCGCUCCUUUCGUUUGGACUAAGGACGAAGGAAACGGAGUUUGUCCGCCCGGCAUGAUCACUACGUUUGUUUUUUUUAAUCAAAAAAGCAAAGUUUUGAUUAUAAGUCUAUUGGGAAUACAAGAAACAUUGAGAGAAAAACUUUGAAUUCUGUUUUCGAAGAUUCUUUGGAUCGAAAUUUUCGAAAUCGCAGAUCAUUUUUGAACUCCCUAUACACCAUAUCAAAACAUGGCGGAUUUAAUCUUCAUCCUCGAAAAAGGGAAAAAAUAAGAACUUUUAAAACUUUAGAAUUUUUCAAUGGAAAAGUAGGGAUUUUAUGAUUUAUAACGAUUGUGAGAAGACUUUAUCUGAACAUUUUCGAGAUAAUCAGUUUAUGAUUCCAGAAGUGAACUCCUGGCGCAAAAAGAGAAAACGUGGCGACAAUUACGAGCCUGCGAACUCCUGAAACAUCACUCCAGCCAAGCUGAUCUCAUUGUGAUGUGAGUUGAAAGAAAAAAUCUGUGUGAAAAAAUAGAUAUGAACUAUCUGAAUCUCGUUUUUUUGCACGCUAAUGGGUCGUUCAUCUAGAAAAUAGUUAUAUUAGAACCCUGUCUCGAGUCGUCAGUGAAUGCAUUUUUGCUUUGUGGUUCUGAUAAAUGCGUAUGUCAGAAAAAGUUGACAACUAGAAGGAAUGAGGCAAUUAGCGACAUACAUAACUGGGUUAUAAAAUAUAUUAAAGUUGAAUUUUUCCCGCGACCCGGAACUCUAUUUUGGCUUGUAAAAGUGUCCGCGCAAGUAGUUUUUUGUCAAUUGCGCGAAAAAAGUAAGUGUCCUUUGGAAUUCAGUCGGUUUGGUACCUAUAAAAAGUUAAUUCACGGUUUUUUUUAAUGGAAAGCUGCGAAAAGGACACAAAAAAUAAUAGAGAAAGGAUUGUUCUGCAGGACUUUACCGGUACCUCGGAAAGGAUUGGUGAGUGCGGCGUUGUACCUUUCUUGGCUCGACAUGAUGACCCGCGGACUUCCGCCGACUUUGCUCGUCCGUGGAAAUCAACAGUCCGUCCUCACCUUCUACUCUUAA
Caenorhabditis auriculariae is the source of this 13324-nucleotide messenger RNA. NCBI's taxonomy places the organism in Eukaryota, Metazoa, Nematoda, Chromadorea, Rhabditida, Rhabditidae. The record is from the annotation of a GenBank genome assembly.